Messenger RNA from Panthera uncia (snow leopard), 1802 nucleotides. It is a transcript of the gene NR0B1, whose product is annotated as nuclear receptor subfamily 0 group B member 1. The transcript is spliced from 2 exons. Gene Ontology annotation, cellular component: nucleus; cytoplasm. Gene Ontology annotation, biological process: negative regulation of transcription by RNA polymerase II. NCBI's taxonomy places the organism in Eukaryota, Metazoa, Chordata, Mammalia, Carnivora, Felidae. Gene Ontology annotation, molecular function: transcription corepressor activity; transcription factor binding. The coding region runs from base 14 to 1429 and encodes 471 amino acids. The record is from RefSeq and is a predicted model, not a curated record.
GGCACCACGGGCCAUGGCGGGCGAGGACCACCAGUGGCAGGACAGCAUCCUUUACAACAUGCUCAUGAGCGCGAAGCAAGCGCACGCGGCUGCGGAGGCGCCCGAGGCGCGGCUGGGGGGCGCGUGCUGGGGCUGCUCGUGUGGCGCGGAGCCCCUGGUGGGCAGAGCGGAGCUGCCGCGGGGGCGGACAGGGGCGCUCAUGUACCGCUGCUGCUUUUGCGGGGAAGACCACCCGCGGCAAGGCAGCAUCCUCUACUGCAUGCUCACAAGCGCAAAGGAGGCGCAAGCGGCUGCGGAGGCGCCCAAGGAGCGGCCGGGGGGCGCGUGCUGGGGCUGCUCGUGCGGCUCGGAGCCCCCGGUGGGCAGAAAGGAGCUGCCGGAGAGGCGGACCAUGGCGCUCCUGUACCGCUGCUGCUUUUGCGGUGAAGACCACCCGCGGCAGGGCAGCAUCCUCUACAGCUUGCUCACGAGUGCAAAGCAGACGCACGUGGCGCCGGAAGCGCCCGAAGCGCGGCUUAGGGGCGCGUGGUGGGAUCGCUCCUACGGCGCCCAGGGCCUGGGGGGCAGAAAUGCGCUGCCGGGUGGGCGGGCAGGGGCGCUCCUGUACCGCUGCAGCUUUUGCGGGGACGACCACCCGCAGCAGGACGGCAUUCUCCACCACUUGCCCAUGAGCGCAAAGCUGGCGCACGCCGCUCCCGAGACGCAGCUCGCGGCCCCUUUCUGGGACCCCCAGUGUGGCGCACAGCGGCGGGUGGCCCUCAAGAGUCCACAGGUGGUCUGCGAGGCUGCCUCGGCCGGCCUGUUGAAGACGAUGCGCUUUGUCAAGUACUUACCCUGCUUCCAGGUGCUCCCUCUGGACCAGCAACUGGUGCUGGUGCGCAACUGCUGGGCGCCGCUGCUCAUGCUCGAGCUGGCUCAGGACCGCUUGAACUUCGAGACGGUGGAGAUCACGGAGCCCAGCCUGCUGCAGAGGAUCCUCACCACCAGGCGGCGGGAGACCGCGGGCGACGAACCGCCGCCUCUGUCCCCGCUGCCGCCACACUUGGUACGGCCGCUGGAGGCCGGGCAUUUGCCGUCUGCCGCUGAAGUCCAAGUCAUCAAAUGCUUCCUUGCCAAGUGCUGGAGCCUGGACAUCAGUACCAAGGAGUACGCGUACCUCAAGGGGACCGUGCUCUUUAACCCAGGCCUGCCAGGCCUACAGUGCGUCACGUACAUCCAGGGACUUCAGUGGGGAACUCAGCAGAUACUCAGCGACCACAUCAGGAUGACGCACAGGGGGCACCACAUCAGAUUCGCCCAACUGAAUAGCGCCCUCUUCCUACUGAGAUACGUCAAUGCCAAUGUCCUUGCGGAACUGUUUUUCAGGCCCGUCAUCGGUUCAGUCAGCAUGGAUGAUAUGAUGCUGGAAAUGCUCUGUGGGAAGUUAUGAAGGUGUGGGGGCCACACGGGUGCAGUUGACAAUGAGAGAAAGAUAAGGAACCGGAGGCAGAACAGUGUAAAAAAAAAUAAUGUAAAAUAGACUUAUUUUUCUAUGCAUAUUUUUGUAUUCGAUUAAAGAAAACCUUGAGUUCUAGACCCUUAGAAAAUCCUCUGAUCCAUACUGUUUCAUCGUGAAGGAAAGCGUUUACCAGCAGGUAACACAUCUCUGUCCAUCUUUGAGAAGAGAGCAGGAUGUUACUGUCAUAACCUCUUUUCACACUUUUAGUGACUCUCUCCAGUGAACCUACUAAAAUCAAAUCUGUAAGUUAUAAUAAAUGUUAAGGUGUUAACCAUUAACUUGAUUGCAAAAAAAAAACAACAAA